This is a messenger RNA of Lineus longissimus, 4028 nucleotides long. RefSeq lists its product as uncharacterized. The transcript is spliced from 2 exons. The record is from RefSeq and is a predicted model, not a curated record. Lineage: Eukaryota; Metazoa; Nemertea; Pilidiophora; Heteronemertea; Lineidae. The coding region runs from base 127 to 468 and encodes 113 amino acids.
AUUAGCAGAAAAAGGACCAAAAUUACAUUACAGAAAAACUCGAAAUCAGCCAAAAUUUGAUAAUUUAAGGUUCCGAAAAAAACCUACUGUGAGAAAAUUUGCUUUUUGGAAGAACAUUUCGUAAAAAUGGACCAGGAUUUGGUUGAUCAUCUUAUGAAGGCAGCGUCAGACAUGGGGAUGGCUCUCAACCCAACAGGUGGCAGCACUGAAGGGUCGGAGGUCAGCACGGAGUACGAGGGUAUAAUGCAGACCUUGAACGAGUUGGUGGCACGUCAAAAGCGUUGGAUUGCGGGGUGGCACUAUUUGAGUUAUUUGUACGGAGCAUUGCCGAUCGCUUUGCUUGGAUUCUUUGUAUACAAAUUAGUCAGAAGUUUACGAGAUAAAGAACGAGCCAAAGAAGAGAAGAAGAAAUUAAAGCAGCAACGUAAAGAAAAAGAAAGUAUGAAGAAGAAAGUGAAAACAAAAUAAAAAUGGUGCAAUUCAAUCAAAAACUCUUCCCUCUCUAUCCACAGAGAGUGGACUCUUCCAUAAGAUAUCAUUCAUUUAUUAUAAAAUGAGACAUUCCAUUAUGAGGAAAAGGGGUGGAUGUGUAACCGAUGCGGUUUUGAAUACUGAUGAGAUUGGUCGCAGGUUGCAAAGAUUAUGAAAUGAGGCUUUCAUCGAAGACGGAAUCAAGGACAGAUGGACAGACAGUCAAGAAGUUGGUGUAGUUUGUGACAUGGACUGAUUACAGCUUUGGUAACAGAAGCUGGACAGUUUUGUAUGGACUGAACGGACGGACACAUGCAUCACAGACGGACAUUCUCGUCUCUCGUUAGUGUUUUGGACUGGUGAAGAUCACUCCAGUGUGGUGUGGAUGGCCUGUAUCUAUUUGAAAGACGACUGUCCCUCUGUGUAUUGACUUUCGACAGUCAAGUCUUAUCUGGACUGAACAGGUGGACACAUGUGUUACAGACAGACAUUCUUCUCUCCUAAAUCUAGAUCACCUCGGUGUGGAAUGUAUGGCCGUAUGUGUUUGAAGGUCGACUGUCUCUCUAUCCAUUCAACAGUCGUGUCCGGAUUGCUGAACGGACGGACACAUGUUUGGAGGACGCAGACGCAGUCAAUCUGUCUGUUACAUCUCAAGUUUGCUGCAAGUUUCAGUGUGGCAAAAAACUUGGCAGGUUGCUUUGCCAGGACUGGUACUCGGACGUCUUGAUUGGAGAUUCUAUAAGUGGAAGCUGCUGUAGUGUAAUGCUUCAUAUUGGUCAUCAAUUAUCGAUGAUGUUGCAUGUGGUGGACUGCAGUGGGCUGCUGUUUCUGUACAAUGAGACUGCAUGUUUAAAACUUUAACAUUUUACAAAGUCGCUGACUCAUUAAUCGUUCAAUUUUUUCGCAGCUCAUCUUUGUGAGCUUGAGGAGGGGGAGUACAAGUUGCACGUUGAUUCUGCAUAAUGUCCUGCUUCUUGUUACCAUCUUCGUUGAGAUGUUGUAAGAUAUUUUAUUCUGCCGACAAAUUUCAUGCUCCCUCCUCAUGAUAGCGGUGAAAUUCCAUCAGAAUGAUAAAACUUACUCAAUGUCAAAACAUUUUAAUUGUCAUUUUAUAAACCCGUGUUCCACAUAUCAUUUUAAGCAGGGCAGCCAGUCUCUGCAAGAUCCUUUUUCCACUAAUAGACCAUUGAUAUCAAAGCAUUUUCGUGACCCUUAAAUUAGGAAUUGUAGCCCCUCUUUCAGAAAUACUGUCGUGCUUUUCUGACUCGUCGGGCCGCCCUUCUAAAAUGCCUUGUAGUGAACACUGAAAUGAAUGAUUGUCAAAUUUUAAAAGAUGUAUAAUUUAUUUUAUUGAUAGACGACGCAACCUCUUUCCUAGGUCCUUAUCGUUGAUGUUGCCCUGGGAAUGAGGUUGGUGUUCCUACUGUAUAAGGUCCACCGAUGAUUCUAGAUUUUAGAUAUUGCCAAGUCGAUGAAUAUCAAAUGUUUUAUGAAUUAUGAAAUUAUUUUUAGUUUCCUGUGUGUGUGUGUGUGUUAGUCUUCGGUAAAGCUGCUCUUUCAGACUUUCUGUAAAAAAAUAAGAAAAGGUGCCCGUCACUUGGGAAGGCCUAUGAAUUCAUUUUCAUUGCUGAGACCUGUGAUUUUUAUCACUGCAAUGUGCAACAAAAACAUCUCUCGUCUUCGGGUAAAACCAGUAUUCGUUGGGUUUGACAUCAUUGAUUAAUGAUGGUGCCACAUUAUUUUAUCAAACGUGGUGCCGUGAUUUUGAAAGCAUUUAUAAUUUGUUAUUAUUUCAAUGAGAUUUUAUUGCCAUUUCAUCUCAGAGUGACAUAUUUCUUCAGGAUGCCCUGAGGGGAGGAUGUAGGGCAGUAAACUCUUUAGGGUAGGGCUCAUGCUGUUCAUAUGCAUCCUUUGACUGGAUUGGUUAUUCCCGAUCGACCAAUGGUAUAGUGUCUUUCAUAUUGUUCUGGCCAAAGGUACUUCGUUAACUUGGGAAUGUGACCACAUUUACCCAGAUAAAAUGGUAUUGCACAACACUAGAUUACCCUUUGGGACUUACAAAUGAGCUUUCACGAUGUCAACCAUAACACUGGCUGCCCAGGGAUACGUAACAUUACUAUUUGUGACCACACUGUUUUAGUUUAGUGAGACGAGGUCAACCUCUGGCCAGAUCUGUCUGAAAAACACUUUACGACAGACAUGAUUGGAAGUGCCCAAAUACAACAUUGGAUGACACAGCUACAUCACACCUACAUGUAGCUCACGGCUGGAAGACUCUGACGAUGAUACGUCUGCAUGUGGGGUCUGAAAACAUGUGAGUAGCGGACAGUAUAGAGGCCCUUUCACCAGGCGGAGGAAGCCACUGCUGGCCACAACAAACAAGCAGCAAGCAAAAGACCGCAUGAACACACAUCGCAUGUUCUUUUGGUUGUGCUUACCAGUAUAUUUAGGUUGGUUUUUGCUAGCAGUGACUACCUCCGCCUGGUGUAAAAGUGACUCUCCUCAUCCUUGAUGUAUUUUGCUAUGUAAUGCUAAUUCAUGGAGCUUUAAGGAUAUCUUUUUGGAGAGUGGUUUGACAAUUUCAGCCCUUUUUAGCGACAACCACUUGCAUGCCAUGUAUUUUCGAAUCGACCAAUCGCGGAGCAUUUGGCGAUGUGUGACAUCAGGUUUUAUGAGAAUAGAUAAAUGUAAAUGUUCUUUACUUUCGGCUUGGCCAAUGAAAACCCUCCUUUUCCAGCUCCGUUCGUAUCCCUCUUAUAGUGGGAUGGGCCGGUGCGCGCGUGUAGCAGUGGCAUCACUCCUAAUGACCUAGGCUUGAGAAAAAUUCCCUUUAGCUCAUUCGGUUGUGCCAGAGGUCCUGGGGUCAGAUUCCAGCAGGGCCUUGGUGUUUUUCCUCUGUGAUGUUACAACGGUAACAGCGGUAAAAGGAUACCAAUAAUCCUCAGAUGCUGGAUGCGUCUUUGGGUAUUCCUGGUAAAUUAACCCUUUGUCAGGCUAGUCGGUGGUGGUUUUCCUCGGUUACUGGUGUCUCCUCUGCCUCCGGCAUUUCCAGUAAUUACUGUCAGGUAGCUUAUAAUAUUGCACCGAUUCUCAAAAUAAAUAUACAGUACCACUUCUAGACCUGAGAUUACUUGCCGGAAUAUUUGUCGACAAAGUUUUCUAGGGUUGAACGGCAUUACUUUGGUUCCCUUCUUGCCUCAUUUUAUCUGCCACAAGAGAGCCUGUUUGCCUGUUGUGGCCCGUAACCUAGGUAACCAGCAUAUCUAUUUUGAUGAACCUGUGUGUAUUAUGUCCUCGUAGUCAGAACAUUCUAUUUUUGUAAACCCCAGUGUCUGGUACAGUACUGUUAACCUGGAAAUAUUCACAGCAAUUUAAGAUUGCCGUUUUCUGUACGUACAACCUGGUAUCAGUGCUUUCAAUGAGAUUUUCUUUUUUCGCAGCCAUGUAUUUUCUGAUUAUCUGUGAAUGCGAAAAAUACAAAAAAAUCUCAUGAGAAUAUUUCUGGGUUGACAGCAUUAUAGCAAAAAGAACAUUUGAAAUAAAAUCCUGUAUAAAAA